Molecule: messenger RNA, 1250 nt
Organism: Brassica rapa (field mustard)
Lineage: Eukaryota; Viridiplantae; Streptophyta; Magnoliopsida; Brassicales; Brassicaceae
Product: pyridoxal 5'-phosphate synthase-like subunit PDX1.2
Biological process (GO): amino acid metabolic process; pyridoxine biosynthetic process; pyridoxal 5'-phosphate biosynthetic process
Molecular function (GO): amine-lyase activity
Source: RefSeq, a predicted model, not a curated record
CACUCGGACUCUUCUCCCUCCCGACCUAAACCUUCGACAGUGUCGGAACCUUCCAGACAAAACCACACUCUUCUUCUCCUUCCUCUAUAUCUCUCCUCACUGUCAACACUUCUUCUUCAUUCUCCUCAUACUUACAAUCAAACAAUGGCUGAUCACGACCAAGGCGCCGUGACUCUCUACAGCGGCGCAGCCAUCACCGACGCCGCCAAGAAAAACCACUCCUUCUCCGUCAAAGUCGGCUUAGCUCAGGUCCUCCGCGGCGGCGCCGUCGUCGAGGUCUCCUCCGUAAACCAAGCCAAGAUCGCCGAGUCCGCCGGCGCAUGCGCCGUCCUCAUCUCGGAUCCGCCCCGAUCCGGCGUGCAGCGCAUGCCGGAUCCGGCCCUCGUCAAAGAAGUGAAACGCGCCGUCUCCGUCCCCGCGAUGGCACGCGCGCGCGUCGGCCAUUUCGUGGAAGCUCAGAUCCUGGAGCAUCUCGCCGUUGACUACAUCGACGAGAGCGAGAUCAUCUCGGUUGCAGACGAAGGUAACUUCAUCAACAAGCAUAACUUCCGAUCUCCGUUCAUAUGCGGGUGCCGCGACACCGGCGAGGCCUUGAGGAGGAUCAGGGAAGGAGCCGCGAUGAUUCGGAUCCAAGGAGAUGUUACAAGAACAGGGAACGUUGCGGAGACUGUGAGGAACGUUAGGAGAGUGAUGGGUGACGUUAGGGUUUUGAAUAAUAUGGAUGACGAUGAGGUUUUCGCGUUUGCGAAGAAGUUGUCUGCGCCGUACGAUCUCGUGGCGCAGACCAAGCAGAUGGGGAGGGUUCCUGUUGUGCAGUUCGCGUCUGGUGGGGUCACGACUCCUGCUGAUGCGGCGUUGAUGAUGCAGCUGGGGUGUGAUGGGGUUUUUGUGGGUUCGGAGGUUUUUGAGGGGGCGGAUCCGUUUAAGAGAGUGAGGAGUAUUGUUCAGGCUGUUCAGCAUUAUAAUGAUCCUCAUGUGUUGGCUGAGAUGAGUUCUGGGUUGGAGAGUGCGAUGGAGAGCUUGAGUGUGAGUGGUGAUAGGAUUCAAGGAAGUGUUUGAUGAAAAGGUUAAAAGGUUGGGAACGUGUUGGAGUUUGAAAAAAGUUGUAAUGUUUUCUGUUUUGUCUUGAUAUAUCGUUUGUGUUUGUGUUAAUUCUGGUGCAAAAUGAUGUUUUGUUUUGUUUAAUCCAAGCUUUUGAAACAUGAUGUUAAUUGUUAUUACCCAAAUUAUAAACAGACUCUAUUAUUAAA